CUAUAUGAUACAAUACUCACCACAGGAGAGGAAGUACGAUGUUUCUGGGGCCGGAAAGUGACCGGGGCCGCCAUUCUGUUCUGGCUAAACAAGUACAUGACUAUGCUUUACUUGGUAUGGAAUCUCGGGAACUUGUUGGACCUACCAAACAAUGUAUGUGUGGUCCUUUCAGCAAGCCUCGGUGGGACACAAACUAAUUUGGCGACU
Dichomitus squalens LYAD-421 SS1 is the source of this 207-nucleotide messenger RNA. RefSeq lists its product as uncharacterized. The transcript has a single exon. The annotation marks the transcript as partial. NCBI's taxonomy places the organism in Eukaryota, Fungi, Basidiomycota, Agaricomycetes, Polyporales, Polyporaceae. The record is from RefSeq and is a predicted model, not a curated record.